AGAAAGUAAUGGGUUCAGCUUGGGUGAGGAAGGGGAUGGUGGAGAAGGAAUCGACCAGAACCACCGAGGGAAAAUUGAGCCAGAGGUUAAAGAGACCUACCGAGGAUCUAAAGCUCCUGGAUCCAUUCUCAGAACACUUAAUGGAAAGGAAACUGGAGCUGGCUUCUCUAGCCGACGGGAGGGGCUGUUUUGUUCUCUUUCAAUGAAAGAAACCUGCAGAGAGCUUACUGGCGGAGAAGCCCCUCUGGCCCCGGGAAUCGGCUGCACGUACACCCAACCAUCCGAUCCUGACCUAGCUCGACCCCUUUCCAUGCAGGGGCUCGGAAGAUUGGUUUGGUUCCAGUGAUUCCCCCCCCCCCUUCCCUGCAAGUGUUUGAAAUGAGCGGACCCAGGUGAAAAAUAACAAAAAGGUGAUGGCCAUCACAGAUUUUCAGCGAGCUCUGUUGGCAAUUGAAAAAGAAAAGGAGUUGAAUAUGGUCCAGCCGCUGUAAGAGAAGCUGGUUUGAUGAAAAGGCUCUCCAACUUAGGAUGCCGCCUUAAAGACUUUGGAGAUUUGAAUUUUACACCAGUUCCCAAAGAUGAUCUUUACAACAAUCUGAUAGUGAAUCCUCGCUCGGUGGGCCUCGCCAACCAGGAACUAGCUGAGGUGGUUAGCAGAGCUGUGUCAGGCGGCUACAGCUGUGUCACAGUGGGCGGGGAUCACAGCCUGGCAAUUGGAACUAUUAGUGGCCACGCCCGGCACUGCCCAGACCUUUGUGUGAUCUGGGUUGAUGCCCAUGCUGACAUCAACACACCCCUCACCACUUCUUCGGGAAAUCUCCAUGGACAGCCAGUUUCAUUUCUUCUCAGAGAAUUACAGGACAAGGUACCACAACUCCCAGGAUUUUCCUGGAUCAAACCAUGUAUCUCUUCCCCAAGUAUCGUGUAUAUUGGUUUAAGAGAUGUGGACCCUCCUGAACAUUUUAUUCUAAAGAAAUAUGAUAUCCAGUAUUUUUCCAUGAGAGACAUAGAUCGACUUGGCAUCCAGAAGGUCAUGGAACAGACAUUCGAUCUGCUCAUUGGCAAACGACAAAGGCCAAUUCACCUGAGUUUUGAUAUUGAUGCAUUUGACCCUACACUGGCUCCAGCCACAGGAACCCCUGUGGUAGGGGGACUCACCUACCGAGAGGGCAUGUAUAUCACUGAGGAAAUCCAUAGUACAGGGUUGCUGUCAGCACUGGAUCUUGUUGAAGUCAAUCCUCGGUUAGCUGCUUCUGAGGAAGAGAGCAAGGCUACAGCUGGCCUGGCAGUGGAUGUGAUAGCUUCAAGUUUUGGCCAGACAAGGGAAGGAGGGCACGUAGUCUAUGACCAACUUCCUACUCCCAGUUCCCCAGAUGAAUCAGAAAGUAAGGAACGUGUGAGAAUGUAGGAGAUGCUGUGUUGUCACAGUAGGCAUUCAGAGUCAUGAGGUAUUUGAGGGGAUAGUAAGUGGUCACCCAAGUCAAUACUGCCUUAAUGAGAACAUCUGUGCAUUCUCAAAAUUGUAAAGUGUCCUCUCCCUCUCCAUUUUGGUGACCAAUACACUAUUGUAAAUGUAUUUGUUUUUAUUUACAGCUCACAGGGCAUUGAUACAUUGGCGUACAAUGUAAAUUUAAAGACAUCAUAAACAGCAUUUAUUACCUUGGUAUA
Condylura cristata (star-nosed mole) is the source of this 1668-nucleotide messenger RNA. RefSeq names its product arginase 2 (gene ARG2). Gene Ontology annotation, cellular component: cytoplasm; mitochondrion. The record is from RefSeq and is a predicted model, not a curated record. Gene Ontology annotation, molecular function: arginase activity; manganese ion binding. Bases 506 to 1408 code for a protein of 300 amino acids. The transcript is spliced from 8 exons. Lineage: Eukaryota; Metazoa; Chordata; Mammalia; Eulipotyphla; Talpidae.